AAAAAAAAGACACACCAUCAAACACCAGCUACGAUGGCAAAGCCAACCCCAGUAGCACGUCUACGCCGCACUUUCCACUACCCCUCCUCGGACGACGAUGACGAUGACGACGCUUCCACAUCGCCCGCCGUCCUCGACGAGCAAGAGCAAGAAUCCCUGAUCGCCGACCUCGCCCGGCAAAACGACCGCCGCAACCAGACCACCCACCGGCUCCUCUGCGCCCUCCCGCUCCUCUCCACCCUCCCCUUCCUGCUCGACCUCUUCCUCGCCCGCGCCGGCCGCGCCCUCCCCGCCCUCGGCCUGUCGUCGCUCCUGGCCACCGGCUGGAUGCUGGCCCGCCUGGGCGUCACCGAGACCGGCUUCCCGGCCCUCGACGGCAUGUACGCCCGCGGACACGGACACGGACACGGACACGGACAUGGCCAGCUAGGUCGGAGCCGGAGCCGGAGUCGAAGCCGGCAGCGGCGACUAGGAGGAGUCGGAGGCGUAGGAGGACGAGGAGGACGAGGCGGCGGCGGCGGAAUCCUCGGCGCAUCAGUCAGCAGUGGCGCCAAGUCCCCGCUCGAGACUCACCUCCCCUGGCUCAACGUCGCCCUGGCCGCCCUGGCGCUGCUGACUGGUCUCCUGCAGCGGCUCAAGACGGGUCCUGUCGCUGCGGGCGUAAGCCCCCUGAUGCUCGGGGCGCUGCCUGGCGUCGUCUAUGCCGUCAUUAUCGGGGCCAAAGUCGUCAUGGCCGGCGUCGACCCCGAGCGGGAGCUGAGCGCGUUAAAGUAUGCCUAUAAGGGCGCAUGAACAUGAUUUCUCAUCAGUUAAAAUUUUGUAUGGCAUUGCGAGGCGUUCGUUGGGUAAAAGUGCGGCAGAUCCAAUGGGAUUGAUAUAAGCAUAUUGCGGUUUUGGCAUGACGGCGACAUGCUGCUCUUUGCUCUGAUUUCCAUCCAUGUCCCUCUGCUCGGUCCCCCGGAGAUAUGAUACGUUCAAAAUCCUUUUUAUGUACCCCCCGAACUCCCAACGCAUCA
Molecule: messenger RNA, 1016 nt
Organism: Thermothelomyces thermophilus ATCC 42464
Lineage: Eukaryota; Fungi; Ascomycota; Sordariomycetes; Sordariales; Chaetomiaceae
Exons: 2
Coding region: 34-792 (252 amino acids)
Source: RefSeq, a predicted model, not a curated record